Chaetomium fimeti is the source of this 1913-nucleotide messenger RNA. RefSeq lists its product as uncharacterized. The transcript is spliced from 2 exons. The coding region runs from base 326 to 1489 and encodes 387 amino acids. Lineage: Eukaryota; Fungi; Ascomycota; Sordariomycetes; Sordariales; Chaetomiaceae. The record is from RefSeq and is a predicted model, not a curated record.
GGCAAGGGGGCUCCGGCUCCUGGCGCAAGGAGCGUUGGAGCCCCUGCGCAACCGCGUGUUGACAGGGCCCCCAGCUCAAAAGGGACUCCGCCUCUCCCCGUUCAUUUUCUUCAAUCACUCCCGCAACCAACCCCACGCAACCGAUGCGCGAGGGUCAAUCAAGCUGAGAAGGGCAACCCUCGGAAGCUUUGACACAUCACAUUUUGGUCCAUUGCCGAAUCGCACUGUCGUUUUGCGACCGCGACUCGUCGACCAUUUCACUCCCUUCCGGUUUCCCAUUUCAUUCCGCGAAGAAGAGGGCGUUUCGUUGACGACCGGAAUCAAGAUGGGUCUUCGAUUGUACCAGCCGCCGGUUGAAUCGGACAUCCCAUUCAAGCCCCUGGCUGCUGAUAGGUCAGGACGGGCGCGGUCCAACAUCCGCCGGGUCCUGGACCGUAACGAGGACCGAAUACGCGAACGUCGCCGUCGCGUGCUCGCCGCGUACAACAAUUACGACGGGAGAGGGGUGGACCCAGCGCGGCCUCCUCCCGCCACAACUGACAACACCGGAACGAGGUCGGGUUCCGAGCAUGGCCACCGUGCUCUGCGCGAUGCGAGCAGGCGCCUCGGUCUCCUCGAUGACCGGGCCGUCACCAUAUUCGGUGAACGAUGGGCGCAUCUGCACCCCGAAUCGAAUCCGAGCCCGCUUCGCGACCACACCAAUGACCCGCCAUCCAUGUCGAACAUGGCGGUUAAUAUCGAAUUCAUGGCCCGUCGCAACCGUCGUAGCCAUCUACGCCCUGAGCCGCCGUAUACAUUGUCCAACAUGAGGUCCACGCAAGCCCUUGGCGAUUCUGUAAGGAUAACUGAUCCGCCAUCGCGGUUGCCCGGAUCUGACCUGGCGCAGUCCCGAAACACAUCAAGGCCUCAAUCGACCGUCUGGUCCCGCAUGCGUAGGCAAAGAAGCGCUUUGCGGGAUGAUUUGCCUUUGUCCCCAGGUGACGCGCCCCCCGCCGGUGCCAGCCCCUGGAUGGUCGACACCGACGGCUUGGGCGACCGUAACAGGAGCCUUAGCCCGGAGGGUGACAAUUGGGACACGCUGCAGACCACCGUGACUCCAGACCCACAACCACCCAGCGUUGGGUCUUCGUUUGCGUCCGCCUCCGCCGCGGCUACGCAGAGCACAGCCGCCGCCUCGUCCCGCACCUCCUUCACCACGCUGGAUCGGGCAGACGAGCUGGAGUUGUCGUUCGAGCCUCCGUGCGAGUCCGGUUGCGACAAUUCCGACACGGAGGGUGAUGAGGAAGACGAGAUGGGCCAAAUAUCUUAUAUCCCGGGCUCCUCCUACCACCGCAGGGCUGCCGACGACGACCCGGUGGAGCUUCUCGGCGGCAUUGGAGGGAUGCAAAGGAUCGUGCGGAAUCUCGCCCGACGGGAGGACAUCCCAGACGAGUGGUGGGCGGAUGCCGGUCUUAGCCGGACACUAUCUCGCGAGACCUCGGGCAACUGAUUUUUUUUAUAUUUGUUCGCGAUGGGAAAGUAGCACGGCUCGCAAAAUUACGGAGUUAGGGUACCUAUUGGAAAUUUUCCGGGGUUGGGAUGUGGUUCACACGGGUACUUGAUGGCGGUAUAUUAUACCCAUCUUAGUUUUUGAGGGCAGGCUCACGGUUCUGUCACGAUCGCAUGGGGAGGGGUCAUGGCACGAAAGGCUCAGCUAUUCUAGGCAUAUUUGGUCUGCGGUAGGGAUGGUUUGGUUACGAUCUCAUGCAGCGUCAGGAUUGUCACCUUUUGGGCCGCUAGGGGCAACAUCCACGGGUCGACCAUGGGUUUCAGCAUGUGUACGAUAUUUGUAGCUCCAGCGAUUCCAGCGGGAGCUUAGAGGUUCUCGGGGCGUGCCUCCCCAUCCAGGUUAUAAUCGACUUGAUCGAACAUGA